Messenger RNA from Carassius auratus (goldfish), 1516 nucleotides. RefSeq names its product fibroblast growth factor binding protein 1a (gene fgfbp1a). Gene Ontology annotation, molecular function: growth factor binding. Gene Ontology annotation, biological process: cell-cell signaling. The transcript has a single exon. The record is from RefSeq and is a predicted model, not a curated record. Lineage: Eukaryota; Metazoa; Chordata; Actinopteri; Cypriniformes; Cyprinidae. Bases 147 to 749 code for a protein of 200 amino acids.
AACUUCAGGUGCAAAACCAAAGAUUUCACAGCUCUUGUGUAUUGUUAUACCAUAAGAGUUAAUUUAUUUUCAACAAAACCAUUUGUGACUACAAAUGUCCCGUCAAGUUGUUCUUGCAGUUGUUUGAAAAUAAUUUCGACGAGGACAUGAAACGCGUGACAGACAUUGCUCUCGUUCUGAUCUUCGCCUGUAUCGUGCAGCAGUUCGUACAGGUCAACAGCCUGAGAGACAGAGGUAGGAGAGCGCAGGCAGAUGGGAAGGGGAAAAGAAGAGGUCAACGGAAUGAAAGUGGCCUGAAAGGGAGAUUCUCACUGAAAGACGGAGCGCGGUGCUCGUGGCGCGCAGCGCGCGGAGGUGAUGCCUUUGUAUUGGGAGUCACGUGCAAAAACGGGGAAAAUACUUUCAGCUGCGAAUAUGUAGCGAAGCCCACAGCAUGUGAACAGUACGCAUCCAAUACCAAAGCCUACUGGAAGCAGAUGUCCCGUUCGCUAAAAAAGCAGAAGAAACUCUGUCGUGACUCCACAGCGAUGGUGAAAGCCGGUAUGUGCAGGAGCGCGCCUGCGGACGCGCACUUCAGACUGAAGGACACGCGCCCCUCCUCCAGAGUCCCGUUACCGCCAACUGCGGGGAAUAAUCACUGUCCUGACCGGAUCGAGAGGCUGAGAGUGGCCGAAGAACACUGCAGCAGAGCCUGGUCUUCAUUGUGUGCAUUCCUCUUCUUGAUGCUUGAAAAUGAUGAAUGCUCAUGACUGACUUUGGAAAAACUUUUAAGGCAAAAAAAAAACUAAAAAAAACUAAUGUAUUUACAGUGUAUUUAGAUUUUGGUUUGAAUGAAGAAGAAAAUUCGGGGGUUCUUCUGAAACUGUCCUCACAAGAUAUAAAAUAUAAAACCUGAAAUCCGCCAAUGUGUACAGUCAAUGGGUCCAAAAAAAAUAAAUAAAAAAAAUAAGUGUAAACAUUAAAAUAUUAAAAUUCCCGACCAUCACAACAAAAACCCGUGUUAAGCAUGUUUUGUGUCAGACUUAAAGUUGAUGUAUAAUAGAGGAAGAAUAUAUGAAAAUGGUUAUUGGUGUUUGUAAUCUUACUGAGUGAUCUCUUGAUUAAAGUGCCUUAAUGUUUUCCUUUUAUUUUCUCUAUUAUCUCUUUUCUUACCUGUAUAGGAAUUUUCAUGAAAUUUUGGAAAGCUUUAUCUCAGGAUUGGCUGUUUGUUCUUGCAUGUACUGUCAAGUAGAAACACUGAAUGUCUUUAGUGGUUUAACAGAUUAAUCACUCCAACAGGGAUCUUUGCAUUCCAUCUGAGGCCAUGUGCUUCUUUACUAAUCAUUACAAUUAUUCUUGGAAACCGUUAUUCUGCCAGUUCUGAUGGGUGAUCAAAUGCUGAGGCCACAAUACACCACAAUUCUUAAGCCAAUGAUUAUUUGUCAUAAUUACUGGUAUUGCAAAUUGGAAAUGUUUCAUUUUGUUGUUGUAUUACAGUUCGUUUUUACAGUUUCUUAUGAAAAAAAAAACAUCUGAA